Laetiporus sulphureus 93-53 is the source of this 426-nucleotide messenger RNA. RefSeq lists its product as uncharacterized. Bases 137 to 328 code for a protein of 63 amino acids. The transcript has 3 exons. Lineage: Eukaryota; Fungi; Basidiomycota; Agaricomycetes; Polyporales; Laetiporaceae. The record is from RefSeq and is a predicted model, not a curated record.
CCUCGCUGCACUGAUCUUCAUCUCGUACCCUCACCACUGCACUGAUCUGACACCCUUGAAACACUGUCGACCUCAUAUAUCAGUGGCAAUCACAAUCCGGCAAGUAUCUAACACAACUCCAAACCAAGAUACUGUCAUGGCGAGACACAGUGAUGCACAGGAGAAAUUGAUCACACAGAUUCUGAUUGCCAUCUUUAUAUGUACCAUCAUAUGUAUCAUUGCCAUUACAGCCCACACUGUCCUUCUGUGGCAAGAUUUGAACCAUCAGUUACAUCUUUUAAACCCAGAGAAAUUUCCACUUCUUCCCUGGUACAAAUUGAUUUUUUGAUGUAGUUGUAUGAAUGUACAUUUCUUAUACAUUGUGGUCAAGUUCCUUCAUGAGCUAGUAGCACAUCAAAGAAUGUCUAUUUGGACAGCUCUUAUCGU